Messenger RNA from Vespula vulgaris, 1140 nucleotides. RefSeq lists its product as uncharacterized. The coding region runs from base 315 to 1037 and encodes 240 amino acids. Gene Ontology annotation, cellular component: cytoskeleton. The record is from RefSeq and is a predicted model, not a curated record. The transcript has 4 exons. NCBI's taxonomy places the organism in Eukaryota, Metazoa, Arthropoda, Insecta, Hymenoptera, Vespidae.
UAAAAUAUAUUUUUUUUGAUUAUAAAUUGUUAUACUCAAAAUUAAUAUGUUUCAUUUGUAUUCUAUUAAUAUGUCAUUACUCAUUACAUAAUUGUAAUAGUACAUUAUUUUUACAACACAGUUGUUAUGAUAAUAUUGAUUGAUAAAUAACAUUAAUAGCUGUGAAUAUAGUUAUAUAUUAAAUCUAUACUAGAUUAACUAUAGUCCUUAUAUGAUUUACUAUAAUGUAUUAUUAUAUGUAAAUUUUUUACAUUAAUUUUUGAGAACUUUUAUGAGUUUUAUAUCCUUUUAUUUUGCGUUUUUUAACUUAGAAAAUGGAAGACAUAGAACAUAAACCCAAACUUGACUGCCUAACUAAAGGACCUGGACCAGUUUAUAAAUUACCUCCAUUAGUUGGAUAUGUUGGACAUGAUCCAUCUAAACAUAGGGGUCCAGCAUAUAGUAUACGGUUUCGUGUAGGAUUAGGUGAAGAAACCGUUGGUCCUGGUCCGCGCUAUAACAUCAAUAAAUUAACAAAAUUUGGAUUAGAUAAAUCACCAGCAUACACGAUAGCCGUUAGAUAUCCUGAUACAAUUUUGGAUUUAGGACCAGGACCUGGUGCAUAUUCGCCUGAACAAUGUCUCCCAAUGAAUCAUAGUCGUAGAGCUCCUGCUUAUAGCAUAAAAUCAAAAGGUCAACCAUUACAAAUUCUUGAAGGGCCUGGGCCAAAUGCUUACACAAUACCAACAUGUAUAGGUCCUAGAAUACCGGAUAAGAGAGCACAAGCUGCUUAUACGAUAGGUGGUUAUUAUGAACCACUAUUAGACUCUUUAGGUCCAGGUCCAGCAGCUUACGCGGAUCUUAAUCAAAAUGUUAUAAAGAAACGAUAUCCAGCAUAUAGUCUUAAAUGGCGUCACGAUCAUGCCGAAGAAUAUUAUAGUCCAGGACCGCGUUAUAAUCCUACGUAUAAUACUGGAAAACGCGCUCCAAAAUAUUCGUUUGGCGUUAGACAUAGUGAAUGUGCAGGAAAUCCCAUUACAAGCUUAGAUGAAGAUUAAUUGGAAAAAUAUGCAUGUGUUGUAUUAUCAAGCCUUUGUAAAAAUUGUAUAAUAAGUUUAUAUAUUUCAAUAUCUUAUUUAAUAAACGUGAUGUCUUCAAUCA